Messenger RNA from Anopheles cruzii, 513 nucleotides. RefSeq lists its product as uncharacterized. Gene Ontology annotation, cellular component: mitochondrion. The record is from RefSeq and is a predicted model, not a curated record. Gene Ontology annotation, biological process: mRNA processing. The annotation marks the transcript as partial. The transcript has 2 exons. NCBI's taxonomy places the organism in Eukaryota, Metazoa, Arthropoda, Insecta, Diptera, Culicidae.
AUGUCAAACGCCAAGCCGGAAUCUAGAGAACAGACAACAUUAAUUUUCAAGUUUCAGCCGAAUCACGCUACGAAUGGAUCAAAAUGUCCCGGAACGGUACGCGCUGCCAUCGCAGAAGCUACGGCCACCGACAAUGAGAGCGCUCGAAAUUGGCAACGGCGUACGGCGCAAUCCUCUGGUCUCAUUCCGCUGGUUUCGCGGAUCAUAGAAAACCCGAUCCAACGGCCGGGCACCGGGGAACUGAUUGGCUAUAAUCUGAACACGGGUAUCGUGCAGCCGAAUGACCGUGGAAAGCAGGCCGCUCGUCUUAUCGUGAUCCGGAGGCGUAAAAUGCGCAAACAUAAGCUAAAAAAGCUCCGCAAGCGAAUGAAGUUCGAGUGGCUGAAGGUUCGUCAAAGACGGGAACUAAGGAAGGAGAAACUGUUCCAGGCGGAACUGAUCAACCAAAUAAAGGAGGCAGAAAAGUUUUCGGCCGAAGCGUACGUGACCGAGAAGCUGCGCCGUGACGUUUCU